AAAUGGAAGGUUGGUGUUAUCAUUGGAAAAGGUGGAGAAACUAUAAAGCAUAUCCAACUUCAGUCAGGGGCAAAGAUCCAAGUAACAAGGGACAUGGAUGUUCAAUCCUGGUCACAGACAAGAUUGGUUGAUCUUUCGAGCACUCCUGACCACAUAAGCAGAGCUGAGCAGUUGAUAAGUGAUGUUCUUGCAGAGGCUCAUGCUGGAUUAUUUGGCACUAUCCCUAAUUGGAAGUACAAUGCACCUCAACCUAGUGUUGAGCAAUUCCAGAUGCAAAUUGCUAACAAGGUAAACUGACUGCUUUCUAGAAUUGGGUUUGUUUGUCGGACUGUGAAAAUCAUACGACGCCCCAAUAUAGCAAUGGGGGUUUCUUGUAAGCUUCCCAACUGAUAUUAUUUCACAGACUUCACUUUCUUUGAUGGUGAAAAACCUUGCCUAUUAAUUCCAUGUUCGACUAUUUUUUGGCGAGACUAAAAAAUCAAUGCAGGCCAA
Hordeum vulgare subsp. vulgare (domesticated barley) is the source of this 492-nucleotide messenger RNA. Its product is annotated as far upstream element-binding protein 1-like. Gene Ontology annotation, biological process: regulation of gene expression. Gene Ontology annotation, molecular function: mRNA binding. Lineage: Eukaryota; Viridiplantae; Streptophyta; Magnoliopsida; Poales; Poaceae. Gene Ontology annotation, cellular component: cytoplasm. The transcript is spliced from 3 exons. The record is from RefSeq and is a predicted model, not a curated record. The annotation marks the transcript as partial.